Malassezia japonica is the source of this 3252-nucleotide messenger RNA. RefSeq names its product Karyopherin transporter (gene CRM1). Lineage: Eukaryota; Fungi; Basidiomycota; Malasseziomycetes; Malasseziales; Malasseziaceae. The record is from RefSeq and is a predicted model, not a curated record. Gene Ontology annotation, cellular component: cytoplasm; nucleus. The coding region runs from base 1 to 3252 and encodes 1083 amino acids. Gene Ontology annotation, molecular function: small GTPase binding; nuclear export signal receptor activity. Gene Ontology annotation, biological process: protein export from nucleus; ribosomal small subunit export from nucleus; ribosomal large subunit export from nucleus. The transcript is spliced from 2 exons.
AUGGCGUCGAUGGAGGCGAUUCUUGAUUUCAGCCAGGAGCUCGAUUUGGUGCUCCUGGACAACAUCGUGGCUGCGAUGUAUACGGGCGUUGGGGCUGACCAGAAGCUCGCGCAACAGACCCUCGCGCAGUUCCAGGAGCACCCAGAGGCAUGGCAACGCGUUCCUGCCAUCCUGCAGCAGAGCAGCAACUCGCAGACAAAGUACAUUGCGCUGCAGAUUCUUGACCGUCUCAUCUCUACGCGCUGGAAAGUGCUUCCGGUGGACCAGCAGCAGGGUAUCCGCAACUUUAUUGUGGAAAUGAUCGUGCAGCAGUCGUCGGAUGAGGAGACGCUCCGACGAGAGCGCACGCUGCUCGGCAAGCUCGACACGACCCUGAUCCAGAUCCUGAAGCAGGAGUGGCCGCACAACUGGCCCAACUUUAUCCCAGAAAUUGUGGCCUCAUCGCGCGCGUCGCUCUCGAUCUGCGAGAACAACAUGGCGAUCUUGCGCCUGCUCUCGGAAGAGGUCUUUGACUUUUCUGCCGAGCAAAUGACGCAGGCCAAGGCCCGGAACCUCAAGAACCAGUUCUGCGGCGAGUUUGGCGAGGUCUUCCAGCUCUGCACAGAGGUCUUGGAGAAGGCGACGAAGCCGUCGCUGAUCAAGGCUACGCUCGAGACCAUGCUCCGCUUUCUGAACUGGAUCCCGCUGGGCUUUAUCUUUGAGACGAACGUCAUUGACAACCUCGUGUCACGCUUCCUGGAAGUGCCCGAGUUCCGCAACGUGACGCUCAAGUGCCUGUCGGAGAUAGUGAAUCUCAACGUCGGCAGCGAGUACGACCCCAAGUUUGUCGUGCUCUUCAACAUGGUCAUGACGUCGAUCAACCGCAUGAUUCCGCCGUCGACCGACAUUGCGGGCGUGUACGAGACGAGCACGGACUCGGACCAGGAGCUGGUGUUGAACCUCGCCCUGUUCCUGAGCAACUUCCUCAUUUCCCACGUGCGUCUCUUGGAGAACGCCGAGAACCAAGAGGUGCUGCUCAACGCGCACCUCUACCUGAUCAAGGUGUCCCAAGUCCCGGAGCGUGAGGUAUUCAAAAUCUGCUUGGAGUACUGGGCAAAGCUCGUGAGCGAGCUCUACGAAGAGUACCAGCAGUUCCCCAUGAACGACGUCAACUCGGUCUGGGGCCUCAACCUCGGCGGCGCGCAGGCGCAGCGCUCGGCCACAGGCCGCAAGUCGUUCUACACGAACAUCCUGUCGAACCUCCGCCUGGUCAUGAUCGAGCGCAUGGUCAAGCCCGAGGAGGUCUUGGUCGUGGAGAACGACGAAGGCGAGAUCGUCCGCGAAUUCCUCAAGGAGUCGGACACGAUCGUGCUGUACAAGGCGAUGCGCGAGGUUCUGGUCUACCUCACGCACUUGGACGUCCUGGACACGGAAAACAUCAUGACCGAGAAGCUGUCCAAGCAGGUCGAUGGUUCCGAAUGGUCCUGGGUGAACCUCAACACGCUCUGCUGGGCCAUCGGCUCGAUUUCGGGUGCGAUGAACGAGGAGACGGAAAAGCGGUUCCUGGUUACCGUGAUCAAGGACCUGCUAGGCCUGUGUGAGAUGAAGCGCGGCAAGGACAACAAGGCGGUUGUCGCGUCGAACAUCAUGUACAUCGUGGGCCAAUACCCGCGUUUCCUCAAGGCUCACUGGAAGUUCUUGAAGACGGUGGUGAACAAGAACUUCGAGUUUAUGCACGAAACCCACGAGGGUGUGCAGGACAUGGCGUGCGAUACCUUUUCCAAGAUCGCGCAAAAGUGCCGCCGCCACUUUGUGAUGCAGCAGGCGGGCGAGCAGGAGCCCUUUAUCGACGAGAUCCUGCGCAACUUGCUCCAGAUCACCGUGGACCUUUCGCCCCAGCAGGUGCACACCUUCUACGAGGCGGUGGGUUACAUGAUCGCCGCGCAGCCCAACCGCGCGACGCAGGAGCGCCUCGUUGACAAGCUGAUGGAGCUGCCGAACAAUGCAUGGGACAACCUCAUGAAGCAGGCGCACAGCAACGUCGACGUGCUCAGCUCGCCGGAGAACAUCAAGGUGCUGUCGAACGUGCUCAAGACCAACGUGUCGGCCUGCACCUCGAUCGGCCCCUUCUUCCUCCCUCAGAUCGGCCGCAUAUACCUGGACAUGCUCGCCUUGUACCGCAGCGUGAGCGGGAUCAUUAGCGCCAAGGUUGAGGCCGAUGGCCUGAUUGCGACCAAGACGCCCAUGGUCCGCGGUCUGCGUGCGAUCAAAAAGGACAUUCUGCGCCUGGUGGACACGUACAUCCGCCGUGCGGACGACCUCGAGUCGGUGAAUGCCAACCUGAUCCCCUCGCUGCUGGACGCGAUCCUCGGCGACUACCAUGGCAACAUCCCCGCGGCACGCGACGCCGAGGUGCUCAAUGUCAUGGCGACGAUCACGACGCGCCUCGGCAGCCUGCUCACGGACAAGAUCCCGCCGGUGCUCGACGCGGUGUUUGAGCCGACGCUCAACAUGAUCAACCAAGACUUUGCCGAGUUCCCCGAGCACCGUGUCGGCUUCUUCAAGCUGCUGCGUGCGAUCAAUCUGCACUGCUUCUCGGCGCUGCUGGAUCUGCCCCCGGUCAAGUUCAAGCUGACGAUGGACUCGAUCAUCUGGGCGAUCAAGCACACGAUGCGCGACAUCGCCGACACUGGCCUCAACAUCUGCCUGGAGCUGAUCAACAACGUGGCCAACACCGACCCGUCCAUCUCGAGCGCCUUCUUCCAGCAGUACCUGCUGAACAUGCUCCAGGACAUCUUUUACGUACUCACCGACGCGGACCACAAGAGCGGCUUCAAGACGCAGUGCCUGCUUCUGGCGCGCAUCUUUGAGCUGAUCGAGACGGACCGCGUCACGGCACCGCUGUGGGACCCUGCGCAGGUGCCGGACCCUGCGAUGACCAACCGUUUGUUCAUCCGGCAGUACACCGCGAACCUGCUGCGCACCGCCUUCCCGCACGUCCAGCCGCAGUACAUUGAUCAGUUUGUCAGUGGACUGUGCGAGCACGCGUCGGAUCUGGCGCAGUACAAGGUGCACCUCCGCGACUUCCUCAUCACGUCGCGUGAGGUUGCGGGCGGCUCGGACAACUCGGACCUCUUCCUCGAGGAGAAGGAGGCGGAGCAGCACCGCAAGGCCGCCGAGGAGCGCGAAAACGCCGCCAAGGUGCCCGGUAUGCUCAAGCCUUCGCAGAUCACCGAGGAGGACGAAGAACUGGUAUGUGUAUAUGACGACUAA